AUGCCGAGCGCGACGUUUAACAGAGCGAAGACAGCCGCUGACGAUGACAUCGUUCUUACGGGCAUAUCCGGUCGACUUCCCGACUCUGAAUCCAUUGAAGAAUUCGCGCAGAAGUUAUUCGAAGGAGUGGAUCUCGUCUCGGCCGACGACCGCCGCUGGCCGCCAGGACUUCAUGGACUCCCUGAACGAAAUGGAAAACUUAAAGACUUGGAGCAUUUCGACGCUACAUUUUUUGGCGUACACGCGAAGCAGGCGCACAACAUGGACCCGCAACUGCGCCUGUUGCUGGAGACCACCCAGGAAGCCAUCGUGGACGCGGGCUACUCGGCCGCCGAGCUGCGCGGCACACGCACCGGCGUCUACGUGGGUGUCUCCAACUCGGAAUCUGAAGAAAUGUGGGCCGCCGACCCCGACAAGAUCAACGGUUACGGUCUCACGGGCUGCUGUCGCGCUAUGUUCCCGAACCGUAUCUCUUACACUUUCGAUCUCAAAGGUCCCUCCUACGCCGUCGACACCGCUUGCUCGAGUUCGUUGUUCGCGCUCUCGCAAGCUUUUAUGGCGAUUCGGGCGGGACACUGCGACGCCGCGAUCGUGGCUGGGUCGAACCUAUGUCUCAAGCCGGGAAACUCGCUCAACUUCCACCGGUUGAGCAUGCUGUCGCCGGACGGACGUUGUGCGGCGUUCGAUGCCAGCGGGAAGGGCUACGUGCGCUCCGAGGCCGUCGUCUCCGUCGUGCUGCAGCGCCGCUCGGACGCGCGGCGCGUGUACGCCACCGUUCAUAACGCGCGUAUGAACGUCGACGGGUACAAAGAACAGGGAAUCACUUUCCCGUCGGGCAGUAUGCAACGGAAAUUAGCCAAAGAGACCUUCGACGAAGUGCGCUUGCGUCCUCAAGACGUCGUCUACGUGGAAGCGCACGGCACCGGCACCAAGGUCGGAGAUCCGCAGGAGGUGAACGCGAUCGCAGAUUUGUUCUGCGAGAAUCGCACGACACCGCUGCUGCUCGGCUCCGUGAAGUCUAACAUGGGUCACUCGGAACCGGCGUCGGGCUUGUGCUCGAUCGCCAAACUGGUCGUCGCCAUGCAACGAGGCGUCAUUCCGGGCAAUUUACACUACAGGUCUCCGAACAUGGAUAUCCCGGCUCUCAGCGACGGACGCAUAAAGGUGGUGGACCGCAACACGCCGUGGGAGGGCGGUCUGGUGGCGGUGAACUCGUUCGGAUUCGGCGGCGCUAACUCGCACGUGAUCCUGGAGGUGGAGCGCGGGGCGGGCGCGCGCGCGCUGGAGGCGACGUACGCGGUGCCGCGCCUCGUGCUGGCGUCCGGCCGCAGCGACGCCGCCGUGCGCGCGCUGCUGCAGCUCGCCGCCAACCAUCCGCGCGACGCCGGCCUGCACGCGCUGCUCGACGCCGUGCAUGCGCGCAACCAGCCCGGACACGCCCACCGCGGAUACGCGCUGUUGGCGGACUACCAGGAGGAGGUCGAGGAUUUCGAGGGCGGCGAGCCGCGCCCGGUGUGGUUCGUGUUCUCGGGCAUGGGCUCGCAGUGGGCGGGAAUGGCGCGGACGCUGAUGCACCUGCCCGUGUUCGCGCAGAGCAUCGAACGUUCGGCGGCGACUCUGCGUAAACAGGGCGUCGAUCUGAUCCACGUGCUCACGGAGGCGCCGGAGACCACGUUCGAAGACGUCAUCAAUUCUUUCGUGUCCAUCACGUCGGUGCAAGUGGCCCUGGUGGACGUCCUGCGUUCGGUCGGAAUUCGACCGGACGGUAUGGUGGGACACUCCGUCGGCGAAAUGGGUUGCGCGUACGCUGACGAAACUCUGAGCGCGGAGCAAGCGGUCCUGGCGGCGUACUGGCGCGGGCGCAGCAUCGUGGACGCCAAGCUGCCGUCGGGCGCGAUGGCCGCCGUGGGGCUCAGCUGGGACGAGUGCCUCCGCCGCUGCCCCUCGGACGUCUUCCCCGCGUGCCACAACGCAGCCGACAGUGUCACGGUGUCGGGACCGAUUCCGUCUGUGGAGAAAUUCGUGGCUGCGCUGUCGGCGGAGGGCGUGUUCGCGCGGCGCGUCAACAGCAGCGGCGUCGCUUUCCACAGCAAGUACAUCGCGUCCGCGGCGCCGCUCCUGCGCAAGAGUCUCGAGCGCAUCAUUCCGCAACCGAAGCCGCGAACCGCGCGCUGGGUGUCCUCCUCGCUCGCGCCCGACCAGCGGGACACGGAAAUAGCCAAACUGAGCGACGUGGCGUACCACGUGAACAACUUGUUGUCCCCGGUGCGGUUCGCGGACGCGCUGAAGGCGAUCCCCGAGCGCGCGCUGGUGGUGGAGGUGGCGCCGCACGCGCUGCUGCAGGCCGUGCUCAAGCGCGCCGUGCCCGCGCCCGCAGCGCACGUGCCCCUCGUGCGGCGCGACCACCCCGACCCGCUGCGCCACCUGCUGCAGGCGCUGGGCCGCGCGUACGUGGCCGGCGCGCAGCCGCAGGUGGCCGGCCUGUACCCGCGCGUGCCCUGGCCCGUGCCGCGCUGCACGCCCGGCCUCGCCUCCAGCGUGCGCUGGGACCACUCCAUCGAGUGGGCGGUCGCCGACUUCUCGGCGCCGGCUCGGUCCGGCGAGAACGUCAUAGAGGUGGAUCUGUCGCGCGUCGACGACUCGUUCCUGGCCGGACACCAGAUCGACGGCCGAAUUCUGUUCCCGGCCACGGGAUACUUGACGCUCGUCUGGAGGACGAUAGCCAAGAUUCACAACAAAAAAAUUGAGGAAACCCCGAUCAUCUUGGAGAACGUGCAAUUCAAGCGGGCGACCAUCAUCAACCGCGAGACUCCCCUCCGAUUCAUGGUCACCGUUCUGGAGGGCACCGGGGAAUUCAACGUGUGCGAGGGCGGGGCCGCCGUCGUCACGGGGCAGGUUCGCAUCGCGGAACAUCCCGAGAGGGAGUUCCUCGGGUCGACGCCGACGUCGCCCCCGGCGGCGGAGUCGAUCCCGCUCCUCGAGGACGACCUCUACAAGGAGCUGCGCCUGCGCGGCUACGACUACAACGGCAUGUUCCGCGGUGUCAAAUUCGCGGACGCGUCGACCGCGACCGGCCGCCUCGCGUGGGCCGACAACUGGGUGACGUUCAUGGACACGAUGCUGCAGUUCUCGCUCAUCACGAGCCUCACGCGAGACCUGUACCUGCCUACGAGGUUGGACCGGGCGGUGAUCGACCCCGCGAGACACGCGGCCGCGGUCGCCGGCGGCGACGCGGUCCCGGUCCACUUCUACCGCAACAUCCGCGUCCUCGCGUGCGGCGGCGUCGAGCUGCGCGGCCUCAAAGUGAGCCUCGCCCCGCGCCGCGUCAACGUCCAGGCGCCCCCGAAACUCGAGCGCUACGCCUUCCGGCCGUACGACGACGCGACCGUCGCCACCGAGGACGCGACGCGGUCGAAAUGCGACGCGAUGAUCGUGUGCCUGCAGCUCGUGCUCGAGAAUUGCGGGGCGCUGCGCCUCAAGAUGGUCGAGGCGGCGCCGCAGCGGCCGGCGGAGGCGCUGCUGACGCCGCUCGCGCUGCAGCUGCUCGACGGCGAGCCCGAGGUGCGCGUGGCCGCCAGCGUGGUCGUCGCGGCCGGCGCGCCCGCCUACACCGCCGCACUGCAGGACCUCGGGGUCAAGGUGAUGCAGAAGGACCCGCUCGCCGGCCCGCCGGAGACGGAGUGCCAGCUGGUGAUCGCGGCGGACGUGCUCGCCGGCCACGGCGCCGACGCGCUGCGGAACCUGGCCGGCGCGCUGGUCGACGGGGGCAUGCUGCUGCUGGAGGAGCCGCGCCGGGCGCUGGACGAACCGGGCGCGGCGGAGGCGCUGCGGCGGGCCGGGCUGGCGCUGGUAGCGCGCCAAGUCGCCGCGUCCUGCGAGUACCUGCUGCUGCGCUGCAGCGUCGCGCCGCCGCCGGACCACAUCGUGGUGGAGGUCGGCGAGGACGACUCGUACUCGUGGGUGGACCCGCUGCGGGAUGCCCUGGAGCGCGCGGAGGCCGAGCCGCUGCGGGUGUACGUGGUGGCCCGCGCCCAGGACGCCGGCGCGCUGGGCCUGGGCACGUGCCUGCGCGCGGAGCCCGGCGGCGCCGCCGUGCGCGUCUACUACCUGCCCGAGGCGCGCGAGCCCUUCGAUCCCAGCGCGCCCGCGUACCGGCAGCAGGUGCAGAAGGACCUCGUGUGCAACGUGCUGCGGGCCGGCGUGUGGGGCUCCUACCGCCACCUGCCGCUCGCCGACACCGGCGAGGCGUCGCUGCAGGUGGAGCACGCGUACGUGAACACGCUGACGCGCGGGGACCUGGCGUCGCUGCGCUGGAUCGAAUCCCCGCUGCGGUUCGCGAGCGAGACGCGGUUCGCGCCGGGCACCGAGCUGUGCCGCGUGUACUGCGCGCCCCUCAAUUUCCGCGACAUCAUGUUGGCCACCGGCAAGCUCCCGCCCGACGCGCUGCCCGGAAAUCUCGCGGGACAGGAGUGCAUCUUGGGGUUGGAGUUCAGCGGGCGCGCUUCGGACGGGCGGCGCGUGAUGGGCAUGGUGGCGGCGCGCGGGCUGGCGACCAGCGUGGUGGCGGACUCGGCCUUCCUGUGGGACGUGCCCGCGGCCUGGUCGCUGGAGGAGGCGGCCACGGUGCCGGUGGCGUACGCGACGGCGUACUACGCGCUGGCGGUGCGCGGGCGCAUGCAGCGCGGCGCCUCCGUGCUGGUACACGCGGGCUCGGGCGGGGUGGGGCAGGCCGCCAUCGCCAUCGCGCUGCACGCGGGCUGCACCGUGUUCACCACCGUGGGCACGCCCGACAAGCGCGCCUUCCUGCGCGAGCGCUUCCCGGCGCUGCCGGACGAGAACGUGGGCAACUCGCGCGACACCAGCUUCGAGCAGCUCGUGCUCGAGAGGACCGGCGGCCGCGGCGUCGACCUCGUCCUCAACUCGCUCGCCGACGACAAACUGCAGGCUUCCGUGCGCUGCCUCGCCGAGGGCGGCCGCUUCCUCGAGAUAGGCAAGCUCGACCUCUCGAACAAUACGCCUCUGGUGAGUCGAGCGCGCUCCCCGCUUUCGGAUCGCGCAUUCUUUACGUCCGAAACGUUCAUCGGACGUCGUCCUCCGAUCCGCAGGGAAUGGCGGUGUUCCUCAAGAAUACGACCUUCCACGGGAUCCUUCUGGACGCGCUUUUCGAGGCGGGCGGGGACGACGCCGAGAAGGCGGCGGUCGUGCGAUGCAUGAACGAGGGUCUCCGGACCGGCGCCGUCCGGCCGCUGCCCGCCACCGUGUUCGGCGACCAGCAGCUGGAGCAGGCUUUCAGGUAGGUUGAUUCGCUAUUUUAUUUCAAAAUUAUCCAUAUUUGUAACGGAAAUGCUAAAUAGGUGAUAUAUCGCCGUCAGCCGUCAUAUAUCGUAAAAUUAACAACUUUUUCGUGGACGCAGUGUCCAUCCUAACAUUGUCAUUUACACUGACUGCAUUCUAAACGCCAUGGACGCUGAUUAUCAGGUAAAUGCUGAGUAUACCCAUAUUUGAAAUGUUUCGACAACAUAAAUCUAAAUAUACGGAGCCGCAGUCGAACAGUUGCCUU
Molecule: messenger RNA, 5560 nt
Organism: Diatraea saccharalis (sugarcane borer)
Lineage: Eukaryota; Metazoa; Arthropoda; Insecta; Lepidoptera; Crambidae
Source: the annotation of a GenBank genome assembly